CGAAAUGUCAAACUUCUUAUCAGCUGGUGUUGGUUGCGUGUUGACAAGUGAAAAUUUUGUGUUCCGCUGAAAAAUUGGGAAAUUUAGUUGUUAUAUGUACAAGUUUAUUGUUUUCUAAUCAUUAAAUUGUGACUAAAAUCUUUAAAAAAGGUGUUUCGACCAAAAUCAUAAUGUUUCGUUCAUCGGUCUUCGAUAAAAGUCUGGAAAAUGCCACCAGCAACCUGAUCCUGGAACCGGAUUGGCAGGCUACAUUGGUAAUUUGCGACACCAUCCGCCAAGGCGAUGUCACACCCAAGUAUGUGAUGCAGCAGUUGAAGAAGAAAAUGUUCUCACCGAAUCCCCACACCGCGCAUUAUGCACUGCUGGUGCUGGAGAGUGUCGUCAAGAAUUGUGGCGCACCGAUUCAUGACGAAAUUUCCAACAAGGCCAAUUGCGAGAUGUUCCAUAGUUUGGUGAACACCACUCAACAUGAGGAGGUCCGCGUAAAAAUGUUAGAGCUAAUUCAGGCAUGGGCCUGUGCGUUCCGUACGAUCUUCAAGUAUCGGUCUAUUCGGGAUACUAUGAACAUUCUGAAGACUGAGGGACACAAGUUCCCUGAAUUGAAGGAAGCGGACGCUAUGUUUACUUCGGAGAACGCCCCAGAAUGGGCGGACGGGGAAGUUUGCCACCGAUGCCGAGUCGCAUUUUCAUUCACCCAGCGCAAACAUCAUUGCCGCAACUGUGGUCAAGUUUUUUGCCAGCAGUGCUCGUCUAAAACCAGCACAUUGCCCAAGUUUGGCAUUGAACGCGAGGUUCGUGUUUGCGAUGGAUGUUACCCUCAGCUGCAGCGGCCGACUCCGGCAUUGACCAAGAAGGCAACCGAGGAGGAGGAUUUACCAGCAGAAUAUUUGAGCAGCUCACUGGCUCAGCAAGCGCAAGCCCCCGCUCGUAAGACGGAUGAAGAGUUGCGAGAAGAAGAAGAACUCCAGUUGGCUCUAGCUCUAAGUCAAUCGGAGGCAGAAACAAAGAAAGUGUCCCAAACUCGAAAGUCGUUUCAUAAAUCACCAAGCCCCGAGCCCAUCAAGGUUCAACGCAGUCCAAGCCCAGUUGAAGAGCCUCCAACUGAUCCAGAAUUGGCUCGUUAUUUGAAUCGUAAUUAUUGGGAACAGCGCCAAACUGCGGACUCACCGGCCUCACCAUCCGCUCCAAGCCCUAUGCCUAGUCCAAUGCCUGUUCAAACCACACUACUGGUACCGAAGAUGGGAGCGGAAGAUGUGGAAAUAGAUGACUUUGCCAGGUCGAUGAAGACUCAAGUGGAAAUUUUUGUCAAUCGGAUGAAAUCAAAUUCAAGUCGUGGACGCAGCUUUUCAACCGAUAGCUCUGUACAGACACUAUUUAUGAAUAUGACAUCAUUGCAUGCUCGUCUUCUGACAUUCCUCAAGGACAUGGACGACAAACGCAUGUGGUACGAACAACUGCAGGACAAGCUCACUCAAAUCAAGGACUCUCGUGCAGCUCUGGACGUUCUUCGACAAGAGCACCAAGAAAAGCUGCGUCGAAUCGCCGAAGAACAAGAACGACAAAAACAAUUGCAAAUGGCACAGAAGCUUGAAAUAAUGCGCAAGAAGAAACAAGAAUAUCUGCAAUAUCAGCGUCAACUGGCUCUACAGCGUAUCCAAGAACAAAAACGAGAAAUGGAACUCCGUCAAGAGCAACAGAAAGCUCAGUAUCGCAUGGGCACAGCCUUUCCAUUUAUGUCCCCACCAAAUCAGGGACAACCCCAGGGAUCUCCGGCCCAUGUUGGAGUUGCAAACUAUCCUGGGUAUGGCUAUCAGCAAAUACCAGCAGGAGGCACAAUUACCCAUUAUGGUCCUCCCGGAAGUCAACCAGGGAUGCCUCCUCAAAUGGGCCAGCAGCUCUUUUCUCCACAGCAUGGACCACAGUCAAUGCCUGGCAAUGGCCAAUUUAUGGGUCCAAAUUUGCCACAGGGUGCCGAUCCCAAUGGAAUAAUUCCUCAGCAACCUCCACCAAGUCAACCCGCCCAACAAGUUCCGUUACCAACUGGUCCAAUGGGUCCACCUCCAGGCAUGAAUAUGAUGCCCGGUCAAAUCCCACCUCCAGGUGUUGGUCAGAUGCCACCAUCUGGGGUGCCACCGAUAGGAAUGGCUGCUUCACAGCAACCGCAACAGGGUAUGCCGAUAAACCACGCAGGAAUUUUGCCUCCCGGUGCACACAUGCCCUCGCAGUUACCGCCAGGAAUUGCUCCAGGCUUAGAAGUACAGCAGCAGCAACAACAACAACAUCCCGCACCGCACCCACAAGCUGCCCCUUCUGCUACGGUACCGCAACCCGCCGUGGUACCUGCUCCAGCUCCAGCAACAAAUACUACAGCACCAUCUGCACCCGAACCUGCUACGGCUGAAUUGAUUAGCUUCGAUUAAUCGUAGUGAUAUUGUUCUGCUAAUGAAAUAAUAAAACUAACCGGUUCUAUUUUGCUACUUUAUUGUGUUUAUUAAAUUUUAUAUGCUAUUUUCCACUCUGGAACUGCAGUAUAUUAAACAUAUAUAGUGUUUCGAUGUGAAGUUAAACAAAAAAUAUACAAAUAACUAUGUAAUUAAUUAUAACAAAAUAAUCUUUGGCAUCAUUAAAUAUUGGUGAUAAAAAUAUUACUAUGACAGAAUUAGAAACAAUAUUAAAUUAUCUGGACAAAAAUACACAUUAUAUCUAAUAAACCUAUGCAAACGUUGCUUCAUAGAUUGAUAGACGCUUUGAACAUAAUAAAUAAAUAUAAUUAAACUCUAAACAA
Armigeres subalbatus is the source of this 2785-nucleotide messenger RNA. It is a transcript of the gene Hrs, whose product is annotated as hepatocyte growth factor-regulated tyrosine kinase substrate. Gene Ontology annotation, molecular function: ubiquitin binding; phosphatidylinositol binding; metal ion binding. Gene Ontology annotation, biological process: receptor internalization; endocytic recycling. NCBI's taxonomy places the organism in Eukaryota, Metazoa, Arthropoda, Insecta, Diptera, Culicidae. The coding region runs from base 171 to 2420 and encodes 749 amino acids. Gene Ontology annotation, cellular component: early endosome. The transcript has 4 exons. The record is from RefSeq and is a predicted model, not a curated record.